Molecule: messenger RNA, 3451 nt
Organism: Chanos chanos (milkfish)
Lineage: Eukaryota; Metazoa; Chordata; Actinopteri; Gonorynchiformes; Chanidae
Gene: cables1
Product: Cdk5 and Abl enzyme substrate 1
Exons: 10
Coding region: 91-1716 (541 amino acids)
Biological process (GO): nervous system development; regulation of cell cycle
Cellular component (GO): cytosol
Source: RefSeq, a predicted model, not a curated record
CCCAAAAUUUGUCUUUUACCCUUUAUGAUACCACUCAGUUGAAAGCCCAAACACUAUUUGCCCGUUUGAAACCAUCUCGAGAGGCAGACCAUGGCGGCUGCCACAAGCAGCAAUGCAGCCACAACCACGCUACAGAUGAAGCACUCCAGUAUGGAGCAUACGCGGAAACGCAUAGACCCUCGGAGGAGACAAGCUGCGCUCUCAUUUCUGAGCAAUAUUUCGCUUGACGGACGACCGGUGCAGGAUGACGGGGACAGUAACAUCGACGAGGAUAAUUCAAAUGAAACGAGGACUAGACAGAGCCUGGUUUCUGCCGCAGAGCGUGCUCUGUGCACGGCUGGCGCUGCGGCCGCUGCCACGGCGGCCCAGGCAUUGGUCGCUGCAAACCAGGCUCUGAACCACCGGGCUAGUUUUGGGAUGGGUUCCUUGCCUGCUCAGACGGAUACGGAAGGCGACGCGUUCGCCUGUGGGGCUCAGGUGGCCCCGUCUGUGUUUAGUUCCCCCUUUUCAGCAGUGCCAGCUGCGACCAGAGGGAGACUACAGACGUAUACUCAGGGAAUUCUACCUGUCGCCUACGCCAGACAAGCUUCUCAGAACUACUGUCUGGAGGGGGGACAGAUAAGCAAUUCUGCACUGGAACUACAGAGAUCCAGACGAAGACUCAUCUCUCAGCGCUCUUCUCUGGAGACUCUGGAAGAUAUAGAAGAGAAUGCUCCUCUACGCAGAUGCCGAACCUUAUCGGGUUCACCAAGACCAAAGAGCUUCAAGAAGGUCCAUUUCAUUAAGAACAUCAAACAGCAUGAUAUGCGCAAUGGAAGGAUAGUCCUUAUCAGUGGCAGAAGAUCCUUCUAUAGUGUAUUUUCUGUCCUGCCCUAUCGAGAUUGUAGCCCAGCAGGGGAUGUGAAGGCAGAGAGCGGGCGACAACGACACCCCUCGGGUGGCGUCAGCGCCAAGGAGAUGGUGAUUGGCCUGGAGGGCGUGGAGCUGGGGGCAGACGGCAAGACUGUAUCUUACACGCAGUUCCUUUACCCCACCAACGUCCUCGGCCGUCGAAACACCAUCGACUCGACUUCAUCUUUCUCUCAGUCUCGGAACGCCAGCCAUCGCAGCCUCAUCCUGGCACGUGCCAACAGUAACCAGAGUAGCCUUGACACAGGGAAUGACUUGGGAGACUACAGGGAGUAUGAUCCGAACCUGCUGGAUGACCCGCAGUGGCCGUGUGGGAAACACAAAAGAGUGCUCAUCUUUCCCUCCUAUAUGACUACGGUCAUCGAAUAUGUCAAGCCCUCAGACCUCAAGAAGGACAUGAACGAGACAUUCAAAGAGAAGUUCCCUCACAUUCGCCUGACCCUCAGUAAAAUCAGGAGUCUGAAGAGGGAAAUCCGUAAACUGGCACAGGAGGAGUGUGGCUAUGAAGAACCUACUGUUGCCAUGGCUUUCGUCUAUUUUGAGAAACUGGUGCUGCAGGGCAAACUAAACAAGCAAAACCGAAAGCUGUGUGCUGGUGCCUGUGUCCUUCUCGCAGCCAAGAUUGGCGGAGACCUAAAGAAACACGAGGUCAAGCUACUCAUUGAUAAACUGGAGGAGCGGUUUCGGGUGAACAGACGGGAGUUGAUCGCCUUCGAGUUCCCAGUGCUGGUGGCCCUGGAGUUCAACUUGCACCUCCCAGAACACGAGGUCAUGCCCCACUACAGACGCCUCAUGCAGAACUCCUAGCGACCGCCCCCGGUCAGGAGAGAAGCCUCUCUCUCCUGAUUCUAACCCCGCCUCCUCACCGAAGAACCGCUAUGCACCACAGAGACGUCGGUUCCUGCCCGUCACUGGAAUCAAGACACUAUAUCCCAUUUUUCAAAGACUCGUUAUCAGCCAAAGUGAUAAACACAUACUGAGUAUUUGUUUCUACGACUUUAAACGACUUAUCUUUAAGAGGAAGCGUUCGCUCUUCCUCAGACCUUUGAUUUUUUCGACAAAGUACGUCUGUUUUAAACGUUCCUCUUGUCUUUUUUUUUCUCCUUUUUGCCUGUUUUGUGGGUUUAUGACGCAGGUCCAAAUGUUAAAGGGUUCAAAGACACUGCUGUGUACUCAGAGGUAUUCUGUUUGUAUUCAAGAGAUUUCCAAAGUGAAUACGAGACGGAGCACAUUUUUACUCUAAGCAAGCUUCGGCUUUUUUGGAUUGUGCAAUGUUUUCACAAAUUCCAUUCUUUUUUGCCUACACUCAUCUGUUUUCUACCUAUUCCAAAGUAUAGCCAUUGGCCCAAAGUUCUUAGUUUCUCUCCUUUUUUUGGCUUGUUUUUCCUAUUGUGCAUGUUUCAUAGCCUUAAUAUAUGGAGAUAAAAUGGACCCAGAUUUUCCUGGGUCUGGUUGGGACACGACUGUUAUCUCUUGAAGUAACUAUGCUCACGGAAAAAAAAAAAAAAAAAUCAUUCCUUCAUUUCUAGAAGUGCACUUUCAUUGUCUUGGGGACCGCAGAUGUCUUAAAACAUCUGCACGAAAAAAAAAAAGGGUGAAAAUCUUUCAUCUCAUUAUGAUUCCUCACUUCAAAUGUUCUGUUUCUAGCCAGCAUUCUUGCAUCUCACCAUUACCACCCAAGCAGAAAAAAACCUGUUUCAGACAGAAUAGAGCAGUAGUUUUGAUGGAAGUUUUAGAUUUUUUAUAUAGCUGUAUGCAGUACACUGAAAUACUGCAGUUGCUUUGUUCUUGUUUUGUUUUGUUUUUUGGGUUUUUUUCUACUUUUGAGUGCCGACUUGGAACAUUUGGUAAAAUUAAUGGACAACCAGAGGUUACUACUAUCCUUGUGCUCUAUGUUAGAGUGAAUUUUGAGCACAUUUGUAGUGCUGCACUGGAGGUGAGGUAAGGAUACACGGCCUAUGAUCACCAACAUAAAAGGCACAGUGGUGGGACGGCCUGGUGUGUGUCUCAGAUGCAACAGUGUUGACACUAUUUGACAGACUGUAAAAGCAGUGUUAACAGGUGUGUCCCUAUUAUUGAUCUGUAAAACAAUCACGUAUCAUCCCUCAGAAUUCUUUUCUCUCUUUUUUUUUUUUUUUUAUAGAUAAACAUGGCAGUUCAUUUUCUUCCCCCUGGUGUAAUGUCAAUGUGUGGAAUGUAAUUUUUCUUUUUUUUUUUUAUUGUCGAGGGAUUGGGGGCGGGGUUAGUAGUUUCUUUACGAUUUGAAUCGUACUCUGCAUCACACCAAGUCUAAAUUUAAGUGAGAUCAUUGAUGCUAUUCACCAAAAAAAGUCUUAAACCCCAGGUUUCUUAGGUUACGUUCCUCACACAUUUACCAGUUCAUCCAUCAUUUUAAAAACCAUGACAGUUUGCCAGUAAAGAGAAUGAGGUACUUUGGUCUAAGGAAGAAAUCUAAACCGGUCAUAUAUGACCAGGAUGGCAAUGUUCACUUCUACUGAGACAUGGUUAUCACUUUCUGGGAAGCAAUUAAAGAUCAGACUAA